Panicum virgatum (switchgrass) is the source of this 1602-nucleotide messenger RNA. RefSeq lists its product as uncharacterized. Lineage: Eukaryota; Viridiplantae; Streptophyta; Magnoliopsida; Poales; Poaceae. The record is from RefSeq and is a predicted model, not a curated record. The transcript is spliced from 8 exons. Bases 1 to 969 code for a protein of 322 amino acids.
AUGGUGAAACUUGGGUCAUUUAGCAAGAUGUGCCGCCCUAAUGGACUCGGUGCCGAAGGAGGCAGCGGCUACGAGGAGUGCGGCUACACGGACGGCAACCACAACGGCGGCGGAGGCGGCGCGCCCGCCGGACAGAGCCAGAGCACCGACCUGCACCAAGCCGAUCCGCCCGUCACGCUGCGGAAGGAGUUCGCGGCGCUACGCGUCCAACUCCACCUCAUCAAGGCCCUUGACAACCCGUCCUGCCUCGGGUACGGCGCCGCGGGGAGGCCGUGCUCCAUCGGGGCCAACCGCUUCCUCGCCCACGUCACCGACGGCGGCCUCCACCACUACGAGGAAAGGCCUCUUCCCGCUCUUCCACUCCCCGUCCUCGGAGUUCACCGCGCACCGUUUCCGGGUGCUAUGGUGCCUGUGGUGGUUCGUUUGAUCGUUUUGUUGCAGGUGACCAUCUCGCCAGAGCAGAAGCCGAAGGGCCUGGUGUCCGAGCGCACCAGUGGACUUGUUGCUCAAGGAGGAGGAUGCUCCGAGGACUACAUCAUCGGGGAAUGCAACUACAACGACGGCGGAGGCGGCGUGGGCUACUUCCGCGACGGCGACCGCGGGCGCGCCGGACAGAGCCAGCGCAUCGAUCCACACCAAGCCGAGCCAGCCAUCACGGCCGCCGCCGCCGCGCUGCUGCGGAAGGAGUUCGGCUUGCUACGCGUCCAUAUCCGCCCCAUGGAGACCCUUGACCCAUCCCACCUCGCGUACGGCGCCGCGGGGAGGCCGUGCGCCAUCGGGGCCAACUGCUUCAUCACCCAUCUCACCGCCGGCGGCCUCCACCACUACGAGAGCGGCGGCCACAUCCCCGCGAACGACGGCGGCGACUCUCUGUUCACCGCCGGCGCGCUGCCGUUCGACACCAGGAAGUUCGAGGCCAUUGUCAUUCUGAAUACGACAAAAGUAAGGGUUGGCAGUACAAUGUGUUGAUCAAGCACGCCGCUGCGAACAUCCUUCUGCAGCGGAGGAUGCUCUUGGCAGGCUACCCCACGGACAUCCGGGCGGAGGCGCUGCAGGUCCUUGACAUCGUGGACGACAUCUUCGUCGUAGAUGUAUCUUCAACAGUUCCCAUUGAACCCUUGCUACUGAUUGACUUCGUUCAGAAGAUUUUUAAGAUUGAUAUCUUGAAUGGAAAGUUCACUAAAGCUGAAUAUGCUAAGCUUUUGAAGGCCCUCAGUGACAUGAGAAUUGAAGGUACAAACGAAGUAGUAAUCCAAAACUACAGAGCUGUUGGGUUGUUGUCGUCCUCGAAUUGUAUUAAUGAUUCGAGUUUCGAAUCACCUCCUGGACCCAUGAAAAAGUUCAUAGAUGAUUCUAGAGAAAAAUACAAUCUGGAACUGAAGUACAAGUUUCUCCCAUGCCUUCAAGUUUGCAGUGAGCAGAAGAUGAAAUAUCUUCCUAUAGAGGUUUGCAAGAUAGUUCCCAGACAGCUUUAUCAGAAGAAGCUGGAAGCCAGUCAGGUCGCAAGUGACUUAUCUGAUUGAAAGCUUCCAAUAUUCAUUGAACGCUCAGAUAAAGUGGAAGAUGACCUUCAUUUGCGGUAUGGAGAAUCUCGGAAUGAGG